Molecule: messenger RNA, 783 nt
Organism: Recurvomyces mirabilis
Lineage: Eukaryota; Fungi; Ascomycota; Dothideomycetes; Mycosphaerellales; Teratosphaeriaceae
Exons: 1
Coding region: 1-783 (260 amino acids)
Cellular component (GO): cytoplasm
Source: RefSeq, a predicted model, not a curated record
AUGGCGACUAACGGCAAUGCAAACGGCCAAUCCGCCACCAAUGGCCACUCGACUCACAACAUGCAGCCCAAGAUCAUUCUCUAUACCAACCAUAACUGCCCUUACGCCCAACGAGCUCAUAUCGCUCUCGACGAGCUGAACUUAGAGUACGAAGAAGUCAUCAUUGACCUCAACACUCCACGACCACAAUGGUACCUUGACAUCAAUCCUCGGGGCUUGGUUCCGUCCAUCAAGUACAGCGUGCCCGGUCUUUUCGACGAGGAGAUUAUCACAGAGAGUGCCAUCGUCGCACAAUUCCUGUGUGACGCGUUCCCGUCUCAUCUCUUGCCUGCCAGCAAGGAGUCGCCGCAUUCUGCUCUGACGAGGGCAAGGAUCGCGUUUUUCUGUGACACUUGGCAGACAAAGAUCUCGACCCUCAUGUUUCCCCUCAUCAUGGCGAAAGAAGGCGAGGAGAAAGACGCCAAGGUGACAGAAUGGAUGAAGGCGGCAGAGAAGGAGAUCGAGCCACUCCUGGCCAGUGCAAGCCCUUUCUUUGGAGGCAGCAAGGAUCUGACGUUCGCGGACCUGUUCGCCGCACCAUUUGUGAUGAGACUGUAUGCCCUCGCUAGAGAUGGUGAGAUAAUGCCGAAGAGUUUCGUGGAGAAGAUGGACAGUCUGCCCAACUUCAGUGAAUGGGCGAAGGCUAUUAUGGACCACAAGAAUGCUACGAAGAUCUUCGACGAGGAGAAGUUUGUGGAGGCUACCAAGGCUAGAAUGAAGAAGACGCAGGCUGAUAGGAAAUGA